GCAGGAGUCACUCCUCGCUACCACCUUCGAGCAAACUCCCCGGCCGGCCAUGGCUUCGUCCGGGCCCGGCAAACAAGGCACCGCCACGGCGAAGAAGCACCUACGGGUGCUGCUGCCAUUUUCCCGCGACGCUCUGCGCAUCCCCGACGAGCUCGCCGGGGAAAUCGGCGCGGCGGAGGCCCUCGUCGUUGGCCCGGCCGGCGGCAAGGUCAAGUUCUGGUCCGUCGAGGUCGGGAAGGACGGCGACGGCGCGUUCCUGGGCCGCGGGUGGCCGGAGUUCGCGGAGGCCUGCGGCGUCGGCACCGGGUGGCUCGUCCUCCGCCACCGCGGCCGCGGCGUGCUAUCCGCCAAGGCGUUCGACGCCACCUGCUGCUUCAGGGAGCUCGGCGCUCCAGCUCCACCUGCAGGUGAAGCAACGGCAAGCAGCAAAGGUUCCACCCAUAAGCCACAGUUCAUCAGAGUGCUUCCAAAAGAUUUCAUGGAAAAGAUGCUGAUACCUGCUAAGUUUGUGGAACAGCAUAUCCCCAUGGAGCUACUUGAUAAUCGUACGGCCAUCGUUUUUGGCCGCUCUGGCAAAGUUUACAGCAUUAAACUCGAAAUGGGUUGGACGGGCGUGUUCCUCGCAGGUGGUUGGUCACAGUUUCUCAAGUUUCAUGACAUUACUGAAGCUAAUGCUCUGCUGCUACGGUAUGAGGGAAACAUGGUGUUUACACUCAAAGUGUAUGGGCCAAAUGGAUACCAGAGAGAGUUCAACCACAAGAAAACAGAGGUCGACAAAUGCAUGUCUCUUUUGUCUUAUCAAGUAUCAACAUUGCCAGAUAUUGAAGAGCAGCAGGAAGCACCAUCUGCUUCCAUUCAGAAGCAGCAAGAAGCAACAUUUGCUUCCAUUCAGAAGCAGCAGAGAGCACCAUCUGCUUCCAUUCAGAAGCAGCAGAAAGCACCGUCUGCUUCCAUUCAGAAGCAGCAGAGAGCACCAUCUGCUGCCAUUCAGAAGCAGCAUGAAGCACAACCUGCUUCCAUUCAGAAGCAGUAUGACAACAAUUUGCCAAGCAGUAAUGGAGAAAAGGAACCACAAGGCCCCACAGCAUCUUGGAACCAAACAUCAUUCAAGAUCGCGCCACCAUCAUCGAUAGAGAAGCAGAUUGAUGCCAACACACUUAAAAAUCAUAUUGUACAUAGUCUCCCAUGCAAGAAUGACAGCUACCAGCUCAGGAAGGGUUGGAGGAGGUUCUGCCGGGAGAAUAUUCUCAAGGAAGGCGACAUCUGCACCUUCAGUGUCAUCGAAAGCACAAUGUGGCACAUCACUAUCACCCGUUUACCAACAAUAACAGAUGCUCAGGAACAGCACGAAACACCCUUUACUUCCAGUAGCAAGCGUAAGAGCAGGAAUGAAAGCUUAAGUAGUGAUGAUCAAAACAAGCAAAAAGGCUCCAUGGCUUCUUUGAAGAAUGCAUCAUCAUGUGCUCAAGGUGUAUAUGUGAUUGGGCCACCGGCAUGGUUAAAGGAGAUAAGCACAAGAAUGAUUAAAAUAUGUAUUAGUUUUCCAGCGGCCUUCUGCAACGCGAUUGGUCUCCGGGAAGCUUGCACGGUCACAUUGAAGACCUCAUUGAGCAGCACCAGCUCUUGGCAAGUGCGUGUUCUCCCAUACAAGGAUACCAGCCACCAGGUUGGGUCAGGCUGGAAGAGCUUCUGCGAGGAGAACAUGAUCAAGGAAGGUGAUGUAUGCACCUUCAAUGUCAUUGAAAUGAUGCUCUGGCAUGUCGUCAUAGACCGUUGUUAAGCUUCGACCUGACAUCAGUGCAUCUGUGACUUUAGUUAAAACCACUGGGAUGCUAAUAUGAAAUAUUCAAGUUUCUCAAUUACGCAGUUAGUCAGCUACAUGUCAGAUGCUUUAACUGAAACAUUUCAUGUUAGUGCUGUCUGCGUAUGUCCCUGCUAGGUGCAUUUAAAUGUCAAACUUACCUGAUUAAUUUCAUGAAGUGCAUAUUAAUAUU
Messenger RNA from Setaria italica (foxtail millet), 1994 nucleotides. Its product is annotated as putative B3 domain-containing protein Os04g0347400. Lineage: Eukaryota; Viridiplantae; Streptophyta; Magnoliopsida; Poales; Poaceae. The transcript has 8 exons. The coding region runs from base 50 to 1780 and encodes 576 amino acids. Gene Ontology annotation, molecular function: DNA binding. The record is from RefSeq and is a predicted model, not a curated record.